This is a messenger RNA of Letharia lupina, 4803 nucleotides long. RefSeq lists its product as uncharacterized. The coding region runs from base 1 to 4803 and encodes 1600 amino acids. Lineage: Eukaryota; Fungi; Ascomycota; Lecanoromycetes; Lecanorales; Parmeliaceae. Gene Ontology annotation, molecular function: ATP binding; ABC-type transporter activity; ATP hydrolysis activity. The record is from RefSeq and is a predicted model, not a curated record. Gene Ontology annotation, biological process: transmembrane transport. Gene Ontology annotation, cellular component: membrane. The transcript is spliced from 3 exons.
AUGGCUUCCUCCCACGAGCCCGAGAGGCCGCACUUAUCUGAGCAUGGAGCAUGGCCCUCAGCAUCUGCAAAUAGCUUUCGCCAGCAGUAUCUGGCUCCUGCAGAUGCUUUACACACUCACACCUCGCCCGACUGUAACCCUGCAGCAGCCAUUGCCUCCGCCUCCACAGACGAUAUUCCCGCUUCCUCCAUUUCCAACGGCGAAAUACUCGCAACACCUGAAGCAGAACCUUUCUCAAGCGAUGACAAGACCGCUGUACCCUCUCCUGCCGACUCACAGCCUGAAGCCGUACCUACUACCGUAUUCGCCGCACCCGCCGAACCCACACCAGUCCUCAGAGAAAGUCAAUUGAUAGAAAACGAAAAAGAUGACGAGGUUGAAGACUUGACAACCAUCAAGACUGCCGCAUCAGAUAAGCCGGUUGGUCGCCCAGGCAUGCAAAAGAGGACAUCGAGUCGAAUGACGGAGGAUGAUCUUUUCAAAGCAUUAAGCCGGAGAAAGACAAACCAAAGCAAUCGACAGGGCUCGUACAUGACCGAAGAUGAAGCGAGCGCGACAGGUGAAGAGCAGGCCGAGAUUGAGAAACUCAUGUCACGUAUGUUUGGGAAGGAUCGGCAAGCACAUUCGGAGGAUGAAAAGACCAGACAUGUUGGAUUGGUAUUCAGGAACCUGACCGUCAAAGGAAUGGGGCUGGGUGCUGCAUUGCAGCCAACCUUGGGCGAUCCGUUCCUUGCAUUCCCGAGAAAAUUAGCGGCUCUUUUCACUGGAGGACCAAAAAAGGUCGCGGGGAAGCCACCAAUCAGGACCAUCUUGAAUGAUUUCACCGGGUGUGUACGGCCUGGCGAAAUGCUACUGGUACUUGGGCGUCCGGGCUCUGGCUGCUCGACGUUCCUGAAAGUAUUGGCAAAUCAAAGAUUCGGAUACGAGAGCAUUGACGGAGAUGUCACAUACGGCGGGACGGAUGCGAAGACUAUGGGCAAACAUUAUCGUGGGGAAGUCCUAUACAACCCCGAGGAUGAUCUGCACUAUGCUACAUUGUCGGUCAAACGUACACUGGAGUUCGCCUUGAAGACCCGAACGCCCGGGAAAGCAUCUCGCAACGAAGGCGAAAGUCGAGCCGACUACGUCAAGGAGUUUCUCCGUGUGGUAUCGAAGCUAUUCUGGAUCGAGCAUACUAUGAAUACCAAAGUAGGCGACGAAUUUGUACGAGGUGUCUCGGGAGGAGAGAAAAAGCGUGUCAGUAUCGCUGAAGCCAUGAUCACCAAGGCCAGCACGCAAUGUUGGGAUAAUUCCACCAGAGGACUCGAUGCUAGCACUGCCCUCGAAUACGUGCAGUCUUUGCGCUCGCUGACCAAUAUGGCCCACAUCUCUACAUCUGUAGCGCUUUAUCAAGCCGGCGAGAGUUUGUACGAUCUGUUCGACAAGGUAGUCCUGAUGGACGAAGGCAAAUGCCUAUACUAUGGACCGACUGAAGAGGCUGCUACUUACUUCGAGAACCUUGGCUUCCGUCGACCACAGCGCUGGACGACCGCUGACUUCCUCACAUCCGUCACCGAUCCCCACGAACGUCAAAUACGAGAAGGGUAUGAAAAUCGCAUCCCGCGAUCAACGGAGCAAUUCGAAAUUGCUUACAAAAGAAGUCCAAUAUUUGAGGCUAAUGUCCGCGACAUUGAGUCAUUCGAACAACAGGCAGAACAGCAGAGGCAACAGCGCCUGGCGGCUGCAACGAAAGCCACAAAGGAAAAGAACUACACGCUUCCAUACCACAAGCAGGUUUGGGCUUGCACUCAUCGCCAAUUCCUAGUCAUGUAUGGAGACAAGCAAUCUCUUGCAGGCAAAUGGGGUGGUAUCCUCUUUCAAGCUCUUAUUGUCGGUUCCCUAUUCUUCGAUAUGCCCAAGACUUCUUCCGGGGUCUUCGAGCGCGGAGGUGUGAUGUUCUUCAUGUUGCUCUUCAAUGCAUUGCUUGCUCUAGCGGAGUUGACGUCGGCCUUCUCGAGCCGACCCAUUCUGCUGAAGCAUAAAAGCUUCUCAUUCUACCGGCCGUCGGCUUUCGCUAUCGCUCAAACGGUCGUCGAUAUUCCACUCGUGCUCAUCCAAGUCACUAUAUUCGAUCUUGUGGUAUACUUCAUGUCGAACCUAUCGAGGACACCUUCGCAAUUCUUUAUCAGCUUGCUCAUCCUCUGGGUCAUCACAAUGACGAUGUACUCAUUCUUCCGAUCCUUGGGGGCUCUAUGCAAGUCUUUGGAUACCGCGACUCGCUUGACUGGUGUCGCGAUUCAAGCACUCGUUGUCUACACUGGUUAUUUGAUUCCACCACAGAAGAUGCAUCCUUGGUUUAAAUGGCUUAUUUGGGUCGACCCUAUCCAGUAUGGUUUCGAAGCCUUGAUGUCUAACGAAUUUCACGGUUUGGAAAUACAGUGCGCGCCGCCAUACAUAGUUCCCGAAGGCCCAGGCGCGACUACUCAAUACCAGUCCUGCCUCCUUCCAGGAAGUCGACCUGGGUCGACCACCGUCAGUGGAGCAGAUUAUAUCCAGACUGCAUUUACCUACAAGAGAGACCAUCUCUGGCGUGACUUUGGUAUUAUCGCAGGAUUUUGGAUCUUUUUCGUUGUGCUUACCAUGAUUGGUAUGGAGCUACAGAAGCCAAACGCAGGCGGAGGUGCCGUAACCAUCUUCAAACGUGGCCAAGUCCCAAAAUCUGUCGCGCAGGCUAUGGAUAAGGGCAGUAUACCUGAGGACGAGGAGAAACAACUCGCCACUGCAGGGGACGAGAAAUUUGCAGAAGGUUCGACGAGCUCGGAUUCCGAACUUGUCAAAGGUGUUGCCAAGAACGACUCGAUCUUCACGUUUACUAACGUCAAUUAUACGAUACCGUAUGAAAAGGGCGAAAGGAAACUACUGAACGAUGUUCAAGGCUUCGUGAGGCCAGGCAGACUGACGGCGCUCAUGGGCUCUUCGGGUGCCGGAAAGACAACGCUCCUCAAUACGCUAGCCCAGAGGAUCAACUUUGGCGUCGUGACUGGGGAUUUUUUGGUCGAUGGAAGGCCUUUACCGAAAUCCUUCCAAAGAGCUACUGGCUUCGCUGAGCAGAUGGAUGUCCACGAACCUACCGCCACCAUCCGAGAGGCGCUGCGAUUUUCGGCACUUUUGAGACAGCCGAAGGAGGUACCAACGGAAGAAAAAUAUGAGUAUUGUGAACGGAUCAUCGACCUUCUUGAGAUGAGAAAUAUUGCUGGGGCUACGAUUGGCAAGACAGGUGCAGGAUUGAACCAAGAGCAGCGAAAACGAGUGACCAUUGGUGUUGAGCUUGCUAGCAAACCGGAGCUCCUCAUGUUCCUGGAUGAGCCUACGUCAGGCCUUGACUCUGGAGCGGCUUUUAAUAUUAUCCGCUUCCUUCGCAAGCUAGCAGAUAGUGGUCAGGCGUUGCUUGUCACCAUCCAUCAACCUUCCAGCGUGCUCUUCGAAUACUUUGACGAGCUAAUCCUACUGAAGACUGGCGGUAACCUGGUCUAUCACGGAGAGCUCGGCAAAGAUUCCCGUCAGUUGAUCGAUUACUUCGAACGCAACGGCGCCCACAAGUGUCCCCCUCGCGCCAAUCCUGCCGAAUACAUGCUCGAAUCCAUUGGCGCUGGUGAUCCUACGUACAAGGGUAAAGACUGGGGUGAGGUUUGGGCUUCAUCACCUGAACAUGACGAGCGUACCAAGGAAAUCCAGUCGAUGAUCAGCUCUCGACGAAACGCCUCCGUAGGAGAAAAGACUAGAGAUGAUCGCGAAUACGCUAUGCCGCUCGGCACACAAGUCUACACUGUCGUACAUCGCUGUUUCGUUAACUAUUGGCGAGAUCCGGAUUACAUGAUUGGAAAGUUCAUGCUGCACAUUGUCACCGGUCUUUUCAAUAGCUUCACAUUCUACCACAUCGGAAAUGAGACAAUCGACAUGCAAUCGCGACUCUUCUCUAUCUUCAUGACUCUCACCAUCUCGCCACCUCUGAUACAGCAGUUACAACCCAAGUAUCUGCACUUCCGCAGCAUUUACAAGUCUCGCGAGGCGAACUCGAAGAUCUACUCCUGGUUCGCGCUCAUCUGUGGUGUCACACUAGUUGAGAUACCGUAUUCCAUCGUCGCCGGAACCAUCUACUUCAAUUGCUGGUGGUGGCCCGCCGUCGGCCGUGGCGCAAGCAAGUUCGACAGCGCAUACACGUGGAUGUUGCUCAUGCUCUUCGAGCUCUUCUACGUUGGCUUUGGUCAAGCGAUCGCUUCAUUCUCGCCGAAUGAGUUGCUGGCGUCCAUUCUCGUGCCCGUCUUCUUCCUCUUCGUCGUCUCCUUCUGCGGUAUUGUUGUGCCAUACGUCGCCAUACCCCACUUUUGGCAAUCCUGGAUGUAUCAAUUGACACCGUUCCACUAUCUCCUGGAAGGCUUCCUCUCCGUCGCUACACACGGCCGGCCCGUCAUUUGUUCCUCCACCGAGUUUGCUCGCUUCGCUCCUCCGCCAGGCCAAACAUGCCAAUCCUACAGCGCCUCCUUCAUUGCCCAAGCUGGUGGCUAUGUGCAGAACGGCACCAAUGGGCUCUGCGAGUUCUGUCAAUACGCUACGGGGGAUGAGUUCGCAGCGGGUUUCAAUGUCUACUACAGCCACAAGUGGUUGGAUUACGGGGUCUUCUGGGCUUUUUGCGUCUUCAACUUCAUUGUGGUGUUCAUCUGCUCCUGGCUUUACCUUGGAGGAAUGAAGAAGGUUAGGGUGGCACUGAGUCCAGCUGCGAGAAAGCAGAGGAAAGAAGCGCAGGUGCACAACGAGAAGGCAUGA